Molecule: messenger RNA, 2014 nt
Organism: Betta splendens (Siamese fighting fish)
Lineage: Eukaryota; Metazoa; Chordata; Actinopteri; Anabantiformes; Osphronemidae
Product: potassium channel subfamily K member 16-like
Exons: 5
Coding region: 1143-2006 (287 amino acids)
Biological process (GO): potassium ion transmembrane transport; stabilization of membrane potential
Cellular component (GO): membrane
Molecular function (GO): potassium ion leak channel activity
Source: RefSeq, a predicted model, not a curated record
UAUAUUUUUUAAUACGUUUACUGCAUCUUUUAAUGUCAAAAAGCAGUUCUGAGACCUAACUUCAGAACCAUCAGUACUUGCCUGUACCUCUGUCCUUCAGCAGCCUGUUUGCAUGGUUUUGCUUUGAUUUGUUUGGCUGAUGACAACCAGCUGCCCAAUUUGCAUCCACACAGAGUUGUUAUUCAGUGACUUUGGUCAUCACCUAAAUGGCGAUAGUACCAAAUGACAGUAAAGCAAAGAACCAAAGGACAAUUAUCGUACAGGUUACUCUAUUACACAUGGAGUUUUUACAGAAAACAGGAAAUGCUAUGUACUGUAGCAAAUCAUAUACUGUCUUUCUAGUGUGCACCAAACAUGAGAUGUCAUUGUUCAUUAGAAAGACAAAUAACAGUAUGUGUAAACCUUCCAGUACUACUAUUUGGAAGCUAAAAAGCACCAGUCUACAAGAAUAGAAGCUGUACCGAAGAAAGUAAAUAGCAUCAUAAAUGCUAAAGCUAUAGAACUGCAGUAAGCUCUUAGGAUUUCUGUAUUGCCUGAAAUCAAAUAUUAAUACCCUUCCUCUUCAUCUGAUCAUAAACAUGGCAAACUCAUGAAUAUGCUGUGGAAGCAACCCUUAAUCUCUACAGCUGCGGUUGUGUGAACAACUAACAGCAGUUGGGUAAAAUAUUAACCUUUGUUCUGCUGACAAGAUGCUGCUGCCACUUCCUUAUUAGUGGAAACAGGUAAAAGUGUGUAUGUGUCCACAUGUCGGGCUAAUGGAGAAGAGGAGUUUGGUCAUUGCCCAGGCAACCCAUAAAUUACAACAUUCAUCUAACCAAUCAGAGGUAGAGUGCUGAGCGGACAAACCCAGUUACAGCUGUCACUCAGAGACAAAACGGAACUAAAUCAAACAUCAGGUUUGAUUAAAAACUGGGGUUUAAGGCUGGGGUUUUUGCUUCUCUUUUUCUACUGGUUUUUUCUACUCCCUCAUUUGGUAAUAAAUUACAGCCUCUCCAGGGAUGGACAUUUUCUUUGGAGAGUGACACAAGAUCUGUGUAUUUCAUCAGGACAUUGUUACUUUUUUCCCUGAAGUGAUUAAUUCUUCUUUGAGUUUGAGCAUCUUCAGCAUUUAUUCAGAUUUUUUUUUGUACUGUGGGAGGUUGAUGGCGAGGUUCAAGGUGAUCCGGGUCAAAGUGAGCUGGAUAGCAGUUUUGGCUCUGGCCCACUUUGCAUACCUGGUUCUAGGAGCCACAAUUUUCCAAAUUCUGGAGCGCGAGGCUGAGAGCAACAACCGGAAUCACUUCCAGCUGGAGAAGCUUAAUUUCUUGGCUAAUUACACCUGCCUGGACAGAUCUGCCCUGGAGAAGUUUGUGCAGGUGAUUUUGGAUGCCUGGGAAAAGGGAGUCAAUCCAUCUGGCAACUCCACCAACCACAGCAACUGGGAUUUUAGUAGCUCCUUCUUUUUUGCAGGCACAGUAGUCACAACUAUAGGUUAUGGUAAUCUCUCCCCCAGCACUGUGUCUGGCCAAGUGUUUUGCGUGUUGUAUGCUCUUGGUGGGAUUCCGCUAAAUCUAGCCUUCCUCAAACAGCUGGGGAAGUGUCUCACCAUCCAACUGGGCCAACUGGAAAAGGGUGUGGUCUCAGCUGUUACACACAAGCAAACAUUCCAGGCUCUGGCUGUGAGUUUAUUUGUCUUCACCGGCAGCCUGUUGUUUUUGGUCAUCCCACCUUUGCUGUUCAGUUACGUAGAAGGCUGGACAUUCGGUGAGGGCUUCUAUUUCGCCUUCAUUACUCUGAGCACCAUUGGAUUUGGAGAUUAUGUGGUGGGGGCUGACCCAGGCAAGGAGUACAUUUCUCUGUAUCGCAGCCUUGCUGGCAUAUGGAUCAUCUUUGCCCUGGCUUGGCUUUCUCUUGUCCUCAGCAUAGGAGCCAAAAUAAUACAGCAUGUGGUUGUCCUGACUCAACCAGACUUCAAGAAACAAGAGGAAGAAGAGGAUACAGUAUCUGAUCACCAUUGCACACUUUAAAUGCCUGA